AUGCAGCCCCUACCAAAUCUCAAACAUAUAGAUUUGAGCUUUUCUGAACAGUUGAAAGAAAUCCCAAAUCUUUCAGAGGCUACUAAUCUCGAGACAUUGACACUUAUCUAUUGCACAAGUUUGGUGGAGCUUCCCUCUUCUAUUAGGAAUCUACACAAACUGGAAUGUUGGAUAUGGAUAGUACGAGUUAUUCCCACCAACAUCAACUUAGCAUCUCUUGCGAGAGUCUCGAUGAUUGGUUGCAGGCAGUUGAAAACUUUUGCAGAUUGGGUCAGAGUGUUUCAAGGUGAGAGUAGUAGCAGCAAACGGAAAGAGCAGAGUGAAGGAGCCGCCGGGGUCUCCGAAGAUGGAAGUGUCGUCAAAAGAAAGAUCAACUUCUUCUCUCAAGCUGUAACCACUCUCUCCAGAUAUGGGAGCUAUGUGACGAGUGGGAGGCGUUUUCACAUGUAUUUCCUAGAAUGGACAUCGUCGUCGUCGUCACUGAUCAUCAACUUCCGACAAGGAUCGGUGAAUGAAAACUUGAGAUUUCUUUUUCCGUGGAGUUCUCUUUCCGUCGAUUUCCUACAGAUUUCAUCCGGCGGCGGUGGAUAG
This is a messenger RNA of Microthlaspi erraticum, 591 nucleotides long. Lineage: Eukaryota; Viridiplantae; Streptophyta; Magnoliopsida; Brassicales; Brassicaceae. The record is from the annotation of a GenBank genome assembly.